This is a messenger RNA of Vanessa atalanta (red admiral), 7584 nucleotides long. RefSeq names its product disintegrin and metalloproteinase domain-containing protein 22 (gene Meltrin). Gene Ontology annotation, biological process: membrane protein ectodomain proteolysis. Gene Ontology annotation, molecular function: metalloendopeptidase activity. NCBI's taxonomy places the organism in Eukaryota, Metazoa, Arthropoda, Insecta, Lepidoptera, Nymphalidae. The record is from RefSeq and is a predicted model, not a curated record.
UGUCGGCGUCGCGAUGUAUUUGUAGUGCCUUGUCGUUGAAAUAAUAUCGUAUUUGUUUUCUUCCUAAACAUGCGUAAUCUUUUAGUUUGAAAAUAAUUAUAAUUUGUUUAAGUGUAAGAAACUUUUAGUGAUAAAAUGUUGAAGUGUAAUAGUUUUAAUGUGUUGUGCUGGCUUGUGUUUCACUUAAUUUUAUUAGCCCUGACAAAGGAUAGCGCAGAUGCUCAAGUAAUACGAAGUCCCGCACCAGAGUUCAGUAGACAUAGAGUCGUGCGGCCGCUGGUGCAUCAUGCAAGAACAAAGAGGGAGAUCACGUCAACUAGGCAUACGGAGGGUAUGCAUCACCCAGAGCUGACGAUGACGGUAAACAUAGAUGGAGAAGAACAUGUCCUGGAUCUCCGGCUCAACCAAGAUCUAGUAUCUGGUGACCACAUAAUCAGCUAUCAGAAAGAUGGAAAGACGGUGCUGCAUAAACCUAAGAUAGAAGAACUUGAUAUAUGCCAGUAUUCUGGCACGGUAAGGGGCAAGAAGGGAUCUUGGGCUGCGGUAUCGACCUGUCACGGUGUUAGAGGCGUCAUACACGAUGGAAAACAAAUGAGAUAUAUUGAACCACAAGGAAAUGAAAUAGAUUCACAGCACUACAUCUACGAUCACUCUGAUCUCGAAACCGAUUUCCAUUGCGGGUACAGUGGGGGUGUCACCAAUAAUACGAAUUACGAUCCGGAACGAAUGAAGGAAUAUCAAAACGAGAAGAGCAAAGAAAAUAGUAGAAUACAUAGGUAUAAGCGCAAUAUCGAUGACACAGAAUUACGUGGACCUUUCAACGCAAAUAAAUUAUCACGAUACGUUGAAUUGGUUUUGGUCGCGGAUAAUAGAGAAUUCAGAGCGAAUGGCGAGAGCAUUACUACAAUACAUCGGCAGUUGAAGGACGUCGCCAAUAUCAUUAAUUCGGUGUAUGCCCCUUUAAAUAUUUUUAUAGCACUAGUCGGUGUGGUUGUAUGGACUGAGCGAGACGAAAUAAUCUUAGAAGAAGAUGGUGAUAAGACCCUCACACACUUUUUACACUACAGAAGAAAUAGAUUGUUGUAUACCAUACCGAAUGAUAACGCACAUUUAUUAACACGCCAAAAAUUUAAAAACGGAGUUGUAGGCAAAGCUCUAAAAGGUCCCAUAUGUACCUACCAGUUCUCCGGUGGCGUUGCCACCAAUCACUCGGAGGUGAUAGGUCUGGUGGCCACGACAAUCGCUCACGAAAUGGGUCACAACUUCGGUAUGGAACACGACACGGAAACAGAUUGCAGCUGUCCCGAUGAAAAGUGUAUAAUGAGCCCCUCGAGUACUUCUGUCACGCCUACACAUUGGUCUUCCUGCAGUCUUCGGUCCUUAGCGCUUUCCUUUGAAAGAGGCAUGGAUUAUUGUUUACGCAACAAACCAAAGCGUCUCUUCGAUUCACCAACAUGCGGCAACGGGUUCGUGGAGCCGGGCGAGCAGUGCGACUGCGGACUCAACGGCAGCGCCGCGUGUCUCGCCUGCUGUCACCCGCACGCCUGCGUGCUGCGCUCCAACGCGACCUGCGCCGUGGGCGAGUGCUGCGACCCGCAGACGUGUCGGCCAAAAUCUGCGGGUACGGUUUGUCGAUCGGCUGACAAAGAGUGCGAUUUGCCCGAAUACUGCAGCGGGUACUCCGAGUUCUGUCCGAGAGAUGUGUACAAGAUGGACACCACUCCUUGCUCCAAUAAUGAGGCUUACUGCGUUCGCGGCUCGUGUCGUACGCACACGGACCAGUGCCGGCUGCUAUGGGGUUCCACCGGCGCGAUGUCGGACAUACGGUGUUACAAUACUUCUAACGUAAAGGGCGACAAGAAAGGAAAUUGCGGCUACCAGCGAGGCGACCAGCCCGAAUACUAUCGGUGCGCAAGAGAAGACGUUCUGUGCGGUCUGUUGCAAUGCAAACAUCUCAACGAGAGAUUGGAGUUCGGUAUGGAGUCGGUCUCGUCUCUCUCGGCGGUCUUCAUAAACAAUAAUGGUACCAUACUGACAUGCCGUACUGCGAUGAUAGAUCUGGGUCUUUCGGAAGUGGAUCCUGGAAUGGUGCCCGAUGGCGCAAAAUGUGGAGAAGACAAGAUGUGUCUGAAUCAAAAGUGCGUGCCAGUAGCGGGAGUCGUUGAAGUCAUAUCGCAAAAGCAAAACUCCGUUUGUCCUUCCAACUGCUCGGGACACGGCGUCUGUAACUCGGAAGGAAAUUGUCAUUGCGAGCCCGGCUUCGCUCCACCACUGUGCGCUCUACCAGGACCAGGAGGUUCUAUCGAUUCCGGUCCAGCCACCGAUUCCAGCAUUCAACGAAACUUCAUGGUGGCGAUGUACGUCAUAUUCCUCUGCAUCGUACCGGCAAUUCUUCUGAUAAUGUUCCUGAUGUACUAUUCAAGGCACAACGUUCUCACUUGGUGGAAGAAACCAAGAAAGACAGUCCAAUCUCCAAAGAAGAACAGCUUGCAACGUCGUCUUUCGAGAAGCGCAAGUAAAUUCGCUGCCAAUUUCCAAAGUAACACACAAAACAAUCAACAACCCGUCAAUGUUCAUACUCUCUCUAAUCCUGACGAUAUGAGUUCGAGUCUUCUAAGAAGCGACUCUGACCGUAGUCCAUCCGGUAAUAUCAAUCCGUCUGUUAACUUUUUUGGUAAUUUCAAAGGAUUUUCUUUAACGCCGAUCGAUAAAAAUCAACCGCAAACAGAUAAAGAUAGCAAAAAAGUUGACAAUGUCACGAAAAGUGCCAAAAUAACUCCUGUGCGUAGAAGUGGAAGUAGCAGUCAGAAUCUUAGUCAGAGUGCUCUUAAACCAGUUUUGCGUUCAGCUCCACCUUUACCUGUGGUACCGACGACGACGAAAUCUAGUCCGAAAAGUAGUCCCUCUGUUAAAAGAACCAAUAGUUCUGUACAAAACAGGAUUAAAGCCUUAAUAGGCUCUGAUAAAUCCGAAGAGAUUCCAGUACAGUCUAAUUCAAUUUCUAGACCAGUAAUAUCGAGUCCAAUUCUGGAAGCAUCUACUUGUACCGCUAAAGAGUUAAUUUCACCACUUCAGGGAUCGAAAACAUUGGGACCUAUACGCGCAGCCCCGACCGUGCCAAGUUUUUCACCAGAUUUACCCAAACGACCCUUAAGUAUGCACUCUGGUGGUAAUGUCCCUCAAAAGCCGCUUCCCGAGGAACCUAAAAAGGUCAAAGAAGGUAUUUCUCUCAAUAGAAUUGCUUCAUUUCUAAAGAACGAUAAAACUAAAGAAAAGGAACGUAAACCCGUAGAAAGAAGUCACUCUUUACCAAAAAAUGCAAAUAAUCAAUUAAAGAUUGCGAAAGUAGAUAAGGCUGCUCUGAGGAAUUUGCAAAUAUCUAAUCCGAUUUUGCAAAAAGAUAUCGAACUAUCUGUUAACACUGUACCAGUAGUUUCUGAUUCUGAAGAUGUCGACGACCAGAAAGCUUUCGUCAAUAGAGCUCAAAGCAUGCGAGCGCCUGCAGUACAGAAACCAGCAAUACAGAGUUUUGGCUCUAUGAGACAAUCACCCGGAGUAGCGAGGCCUUUGUCUUGUGUUGGAAGGCCAACAGCUCCCCCUCCGCCAUUACCUAAUCAAUCUAAAAUCAAUGACGAGAAAAAUCCAAUAUACCAAAAUCCGAAAAUACAAACAGAAAUAAAAUCUACGGAUUACGUCGAUUGCAUAGAAGAAAAAGCAGCACCACUUGCUCAUAUUGACGAAGAGUCUGGUGAUAAUAUUUACGCUAUUAUAGAAGAAAGUCCUGAAAAACACUAUAAACCUCUACCUGGUAGCUUACCUCCAAAAACAAUAACGGCUCCUGUUGAAGAAUACAACGUCCCGAAACCCAUUACUUCUAACUCAGGAAGUACUGAAAGCAUGGGUCUACUCGGAGAAAUCGUUAACGAGAUUCAAAAUCGCAACUUUGAAUCUAUAUAUUCCGCGUCAACGCUAUCAAGAAAGAAAGAAAAGGAAAAUAAAAAAAAUGCCGAUAACAGUAGAGACAGCACGUACAUGAACACAGAUUACAAUAGGCCAGAGAGUGUGUACAAUAACUCCGGAGCGAAAUCAAGCGCAGCGUCAACCACCAGCAGUGGUUAUUUGCAUCCUUCUGCGGUAAAUAUACCCACGUAUAUGCAAAAACAGAAUGAUGCUAAGGUAGAAAUCGAAAAACCACCAUCUCCAACUCUAAAAGUGAACUCGAAAAUUCCAACUUUUUCAAGACAAGUGACUCCGCCGGGUCUUAGAAGUACAUCGACAUUUAAAGCCGUCCCACAAUCGCCAAAAUCUGUAACUAAAAAUAUAAACACACUUAAAACUAUACCCAAUAGUCCGGAUCUAGUUUCAAGUUGCGCUGUCGCAGAUACAAAGAACGUUAAAGCGCCAGACGUGAUUAAUAAUAAUAAAUCGAUAGAACCACCAAAAUUAGCAACAAAACCGACAACGGUGGCUAAACCUAAUGAUAAUCGACCUCCUUUAAGACCAGCGCCUUCAGUCGAGAAGAAACAAACUAUUAAAACAACACCAGUAUUAAAAUCCGUCAAUUCAUCAUCGAAUAUUAAUAAUAAAGUUGAUAAAAAUCCGCCCUUAAACCGAACUAAUUCGAAAACUGAUUCUAAUGUUAAGGCAAUAGCGGAUAGCUUAAAUAAGAAUCGACCAAAAAUCGUACCAAAACCGAGUACGAUAUUACAAAAGACUGAUUCGAAUGUAAAGACGAACGCAACGAGGCUGUCCGCGAAACCGUCUAACGUUGCUAGUUUGCAGCAAAAAUUCGAAAAUAGAAAAUCAUUAGGAAAAGAGAUUACAGCGAAAAAAUAAAUUUAAUAUAAUUAUUAAGAUUUUGAAAUCUACUUGAAGCACAUCGUCUCAUUGAAGCAAAUAUAAGUUAUUUUACAAAACCGUAGAUAUUAGUGUAUGUAAUGACUUUAUUGUGAUUAUAGUUAGAUGACGUUUCUCUUAAAGUUGAGGAUAUGAAACGGUAUUUUCUGGAAUGUUAUUAAAGCUUUAUCGUAGCUAGAUAAAUAUGCAGCUGUAUGUAUACAAAAAGUAAUAUCUAGUCGAUUAACUGUUAGAACCAUUCAUUUAUGUGUACAUAGUUUUAAAUACAGAAUAUGUAUACAAUAGUAACACGGAAAAUUAACAAUUAUCAAAACCAUAGACAAUGUUUUGUUAUGAACGUAAAAAAAAUAAUAUCAGAGCAAUUUUCAUUGAUAUGAAAUUUAUUUCUAUCGAGAGUCCCAUUAUAUGUUAAAUCAAAACUAAUCAAAUAGAUAAUCCAUCAAAUAAAAUUAUCUGUUGCAAGUAAAUCAUUUGAUUAAGUCAAUAAUUAAAACCUUUUUAUUUCAUUGUUAUUUUCAAAAAUAUAGUAUGCGUAAUAAGUUUCAGCAUUGUAAAACAGUGAUUUUGUAAGACAUUGGCAAUGAUAGUUGCGAUUUAGUGAAAGGGAAGAAUUAAUAAUAAGUAGUAGUACUUUUUAAAUUUUACUGGACACAGUAAGAUUUGAAAAGUACUACUACUACUACUACUGGUGAAAUUAUAAUAUCACGGUUUUUCCAAUUACCUAAAAAUAAAUAUAAAGAGUAAAGACUCGUAUAUCUAUCAGUAUAAAAAUCUUAACUGAAUUCCGAAUAACAACCAACACAAUUUUUGUCUAUGGAGUUUGAUUAAAAGCUAAAAUUUUGUCAUUGAUGGUAUAUAAUAUUAUUAAAAAAACACAAGGUUGAAGAUUUAAGUUAUCGAAUUAAAGUGUUCAUAUUUUGAUAUGGAAAGGCAUUUUGAAUUAUAGCUAAUUUACUACAGUUAAUUUAGUAAGUAUGUGUAUAUAAUUUAGUUAUAAACAUUAUACGGAUUACGCUGAAAUUUUAUUAUAAGUUUUGAACUAAAAAAUCCAUAAUAUAAGGCUUUUGUAAAUAAUCCCUUUUACUAUUAGUUAAAUCGAUCAAAGUGUCUUAAUCGUAAAUAGAAUAAAUUAAUUUGUAUUUUUAUAAAGAUUAUAGAUAAUAUUUAAUCAUUUGUAUAAAGAUAAAUAAUGAGUGAUUGUUGUCAUAUACAAAAAAAAAAAGUAUAAAUCUUUUUGUGAAAAUGAAAUAGAUGAAUGACUAUUCCGCAAAUGGUGCUAGAAAUAGUGUGUGAUAAAUAUAGCUUACAUUGUUACAGACAAAAAUAUUCAGGUCAUUGCUGGGAAUUAUUGAAUCUAAUACGCAAUAUUUAAUAAUUAUUUAAAUUUAGUUUCUUUUUACGCUAGCAUGUUUAAUAGUAAGUUUUAUGUAUAUUUCAAUCACACUUAAGAAAUUUUCAUCGACACUCUAUCGUAGAAGUCCAGUAAUGACCUUGAAUAUUUUAAUGCAAUAAUUUUUAAUAUACAGAACGCUAAACGUCCAUUUACCCACUGCCAGCUUGGUACAAAUAUGUGGUGCUGAUUCGUCGCAAAUGCAAUAAUGUGUUAUGAGAGAAAGAUGAAAGCAGUAAAUAGUGUUGUAUUACAUCCAUAUUAUAUGUUGUGAUAUUUAAAUAUGAAAUUUAUUGUAAACGUAUAACAGUAAAUUUUGGAUUACACUCUUCAAUGAUUUGUUAUUUUGUAUGUUUGCCGAUUUUUGCCGGUAUCUGUGCAGAUAUUGACGCCUGCUCAUUUUAGAUAUGCAUUAUAAAUAAUGUAUCAUUUCCUCUUCUAAGUGAAACUCAUAAAGAUAUAUACUAAGUUCGUAUUCAAAAUUUUAUUGAUUUUGUAAUUCGACCGCACCGACCAUCGACAGACCGUGUUAUAUUCAUCUUAAAUUAGCGACUACUACUACGUACUAGGCAAGUCAUUAGGAAAGGGCUGAAUUUAAUUAUAAAGAAACAUCAAAAUCAUGAAGUACUCAAUAUCUGAUAUUAAUUACAAAAUUAAGUGCUAAUAAUUUAUAUCACAGAGUGCAAUUCACAAUUUAAGAUUAUUCAGUCGCAUUGCAUCUAGUUGAGAUAGUAAUAAAUAGUCAUUUAUAUAAUAUUAUAAAACCAACGUUGGUGCAAAUAUUCGUUCAAAUUUUUCGUGACCUUGAAAUAUCUGGCGAUAAUAUAAGGGAUAUCCCUGAUAAACUCCAUUACUGGGCAUCAUCUGACAAGUAAUGAAUAAAUGUAUAUGUUUUGAAAUAUUCAGCAAAGAUUUUUUCAUCAAUUUAUUUGGCUUUAUGUUUGCACUAAUAGUUAAUAAUUAAAAUUCUACUUACUAUAGAAAUUAGAUUUUUUUAUAUUUUAUAAUUUUCACGAUAAUUUUCUGUCAUAUAAUUUUGUGAUGAUUAAUGAGUUCAGAAAGUACAUUUAUUGUUAUUGUUAGUAGAACCAAAGAAAAUUAAUUAUUAGAAAUAUUUGAGUUUUUGAAUUGUAUUAAACUGAAUGUGUUAUGUAUUGAAAUGAACUAGAUUUAAUUUUUUUACCGAGACUGCAAAUUUUGUCAGAAUUUAAUUUUUUUUUCUUACCUAGCUGAAAUAUAAAAGGUAAUGUAUUUAAGUAAGGGAUUUCAUUAGUUAUAGCUUAUUAAAUGAACAUAGCGAUAUUUUAUUUGCGUAUGAAUAAAUGCAAUUUGCUAAA